Bemisia tabaci is the source of this 1262-nucleotide messenger RNA. NCBI's taxonomy places the organism in Eukaryota, Metazoa, Arthropoda, Insecta, Hemiptera, Aleyrodidae. The record is from RefSeq and is a predicted model, not a curated record.
UUUUCAUCAAGAAGAUUAUUCUUGUCGCGCAAAUUGGGAGUUGAUGCUAUCUUGAAUUCCUGGAGGACAGACGAUUUGGGAUCUGUUCUGUGACCAUGAAUAAAAUGCUUCAAAAUUUGCAUCAUCAUACUGCAUCACCAGUUGAACGAACUUUCAAAAAAGCUGCAGAAGUUUCCGUCAUGAGGACAGAGCACUGUCAAAAAAAAGUCCGGAAAUCCUGUGAACAGAAGAUUCAGUCAUCAGCACCGACUAUUUUUUCGCGAGAAAUAGCACCUCAAGGUUCCAUUUCCAUAACUGCUAGAGGAAGACUCAUCAAAAACUCUGAGGAUUUCGAUCUUUUAGUUGUUUCAUUAUUAAAUAUAUUGAAUGAUAAGAAGAAAAGUAAAUGAUGCAGUAAGAGAAAGUAUUCAACAAAGAAUGGCGGGAAAAAGACCGAAAAAGGCAUAAUCAAACAACGAGAGGUUUUUAAAAAACUGUACCCGGCCGUCCACGCUAUAACGUUGGCGCGAGCUAAGCCUUGCUGGAGAGGGAAAAAAGAAAAGGACUGGUCAGUCGAAAAAUCCAAGAAAUGCUAUCAUGGUUGUAAUAAUUAUUUUAAGCCGUCAUCAAGUGCUGUUCGCGCACGCGGAUUGGCCGCAGCUAGGCGCGGUGUCGCCGAAGGGUCCGGGCUCUUGAAUAAAUGAAUUCAAAUGAAACAUUUUUGUACGGAUUAAUUUCUUAUAAAUGUAUAGAAAGUAUUUCAGACCCUGACCCACAUAAGAUUUAAUCCACAGCAAUAGCCAGCGUCAGCGUUCCCCUCGAACCAGUUUCUGUGCAUCGGUUACUUUUCAAUCACUCGCCGUAUUCAGUCGCAAGGAAAGGAAAGGCAAGAGACCGAGUAAAUGGAUGUGGUCCUCAAAGAUUGUAGUUUUCUCUUCACCGCUCGUUUUCAGUGACUCUGUGACGAAUAGAAUCUUUUGACAAAAUUUGGAUCACAUUAUGUGAAUCGACCUACAGAAGCCUUUCAGAGAGAUUGGACUUUUUUCCAGUUAAAACUGCAAAUAUUGAUUUUUACUCUGUCUAAUUUUUAAUUUAAAAAGAUGCUCCUGUUAGGAUAUUUCAUGAAAAAACCAAUAGAACUACUCAUGAACCUCUGUGUUUGGCAUGAAUUAGAGCUUUAUUACAUUUUCUAAAUCGCAUGUCCCACCUAUCCUGUAGACUUGAUAUCCACUGUGCGACCAAGAGAAAGCUCCAUCACAUGUAACCAAAUGACUCUGAAAAAA